This is a messenger RNA of Dentiscutata erythropus, 432 nucleotides long. NCBI's taxonomy places the organism in Eukaryota, Fungi, Glomeromycota, Glomeromycetes, Diversisporales, Gigasporaceae. The record is from the annotation of a GenBank genome assembly.
AUGAAUUUAUCAAGUUCUGUCGUAACAAAUGAAAGUUCUAAAAAUCAAAGAAUAUCCAAACCUUAUCAAUGCUCCUUAUGUCAAGUAAAACGAUUCAAAAAUAUAAAAGGGCUUUAUCAACAUGAAACCCUUAAACAUAAUGACUACAAAAUACCACUAUCCGAUAUUCCUUCUUUACCUUCAAAUGCUAUUCAAGAGUUUCGUGAAACAAUAAGAUUUUUUAUUAAAAAAAAAUUACCACUUAAUUUUAGUAAAACCGGAAAACAAAUAAUCAGAAUUCCAUGCAGUGAAAGUCAAUUUAUUAGUAUAUUUGGACCAUGGGUUCAACGUUAUUCACCUUGUAAAAGAAAGUACACAUGUUUUUUUAAAGGUCAAGACGCUGAUGCAACAAUGGCAACAAUAUUGCAAGAUACUGAAUGGAGUGGACGAUGA